UUCAGUGUUUUAUCAGCCGUCUACAAUUUACACGGGUUUAGAUAUAUGGCAAAACAAAAUGCCGAUGUGCGUUUUCUGGUUGAAUCGUUCUACUUAUUUUGCUUUAUUCACCUGGAAAAAUAAGAAAUUCUGUCAUACAGAAAUAUUAAAUUUAAUAUUGGUUUGAUUUAAUAUGUUGAUAUCUCGCGUAAUCUACGUCAUAGUUUACACCUGCAAUCUAUGUAUGUGUCAUAUGACUUAUGAAGAUCAGUGUUUUGCAUGUUAAAGUGUUAUUUUUUUAUGAGUACUGUUAUCGACCAGAACAAAAGAAUGAUGAUAUGUAUCCCCAAGAAAUGACACAAUUACAAAAUACUUGAUCGACUGAUUCAUCUUCGGUACUUCUUAUCAAUUAGGUUUUUGAAGAAAAUUUCAUACAUAAAUUACAACUAUUCAUAAAAAGAAAAAAUGUCAGGGGGAGAACGAAAGAAACGUGCUUGUGACAAAGGACAAGGUUGGGAAGAGGCUGGUGCUGAAUUUUAUCAGGAAAGUUAUCCCGCAGCAAUUGAAGCAGAUUUACAACAAGCAUUACAAAGAGAUCCUUCUCAUAUAGCUACUUUACUACCAAGUAAAAAGUCUCGUGUUGCAACUGCCAAACGAAUACGUAAUGAUACUAAAACAACAUUAAGGAGGCGUACUAGUACAAGAUCUCGCGGUACAACUACAUCAAGACGUAUGUCAACAAAUAUUCAUGAUGCAGCAGUGUCUAUGUUACCAGAUUUAUCUGAAAACUUAUCUAAUGAAGAACGUACUUGGGAAGAAAUAAUGCAAAUCAAAGCUAUGCCUGUGUGCAUGGCACAGAAAAUACAACUAAAAAAUCAGUUACAAAGUGCUACAAAAUUAAGAUUGCAAGGUUUUGAGCAAUUGAAAUGGCAACGAAGGAAAGCUUGGCAACAAUUUCGUAUCAGAAUGAAGGAAGCAUAUUCGAAAAUGGAAUUAUGGAAUGAUAGUCUUAAAACAAUUGGUGGGAAUUUUGGAAUGGGAGUUGUUGCAUACUUUUUAUUCAUCAAAUGGUUAUUAUAUCUUAAUAUUCUUUUAUUUAUAAUUAUAUUUUCAUUUAUUGUGUUACCUGCAAUAUUAUUGAAUAUGCCAGAAGAUGAGUCAUGCAUAAAUUCUAAUAAUAGUAGUAGUAUAUCUUGUUGUUCAGAGUUAUAUUGGAACAUAACUCAAGAAAGUAGUAGUAUAACAGACAUUUUUCAGGGCACUGGUAUAUUAGAAUAUACUUUAUUGUUUUAUGGUGCAUAUAGUCAUAUGACUUAUGAUACUUCUGGUAUAUUUUUUAAUUUACCAUUAUCCUAUAUUUCUGCAACUGUCGGUGUAUUUAUUUUUAGUUUAAUAGCUAUUGUUAAGUCAGCUGCUAAAAGUUUUAAACAGAGGGUAGUCGAAAAUGAAGGCCAGUUUUAUCAAUAUUGUAAUUUAGUUUUUGGUGGUUGGGAUUAUUGUAUACAUAAUGAAAAGUCUGCAGCUGUAAAGCAUAAAGCAUUAUACAAUGAAAUGAAAGCAUUUUUAGAAGCUGAGAGACUAGAAGAAGAAAGGCAAAAUCGAACGAGAGAAGAAACAACAAAAUUGUUUCUCAUGCGUUUCUUUAUUAAUUUAAUAGUUCUAGUAGUGUUAUGUGGUUCUGGUGUAUUGAUUUAUCAUAUAUUUGAAUUUUCACUCGAUCAAGUUUCACCACAAGUCAAUGAAACAUACGACUUGCAAUCUUUACCCUUGAAUAAAAUUGCUUACUUAUUUUUUGAAUUUCUUCCGUACAUAUGUAUCGUUGUUUUAAAUCUUGCAGUACCAUUCCUAUUUCGAUAUCUAGUCUCUUUAGAAAAUUAUAGUCCUUCAUUUGUUAUACGCAUAACUCUUUUACGAACUGUAUUUCUACGACUUUCUUCUUUCAUUGUUCUACUCACAUCAUUUUAUAGACUAAUUGUAACGGAGGUAACGGAUAAUAAAUGUACUGCUGAUAGACGACCACUGUGCUGGGAAACAUUUGUAGGACAACAGUUCUUCAAACUCUAUAUUACAGAUCUUUUUCUUCAAUUUUUCAUGACAUUUUUUGUCAAUUUUCCCAGGUCAUUAAUAGCAAAACAUACGGAAAACAAAGUGUUACGUUUUUUCGGAGAACAAGAAUUUGAUUUACCUAAGCAUGUGUUAGAUGUUGUUUAUUUGCAAACUAUCUGUUGGCUUGGUUUCUUUUAUGCACCUUUAUUACCAUUAAUUGCAAUAUUUGGUACUUUUGUACUGUUCUAUAUAAAAAAAUUUGCUUGUUUAGUAAACAGUACCCCAUCAAGUAAAGUUUACAGAGCAAGUAAAUCGAAUGCAUUUUUUAUGUUGAUUCUAUUGAUCUCUUUUAUUUUAUCUACAGUCCCAAUUGGUUACUCUAUUGCAGAAAUAGUGCCAUCAAAAUCUUGUGGACCAUUUAGAGGUUUCGAGUCUGUAUGGUCAUUAUUAAUUGUGAUGUUUGCAGAAUUUCCUUAUUGGCUUCAAUCUAUUUUAUACUUCCUUGGUACUGCUGGAUUUGGUGUACCAGCUUUUGUUAUUCUUACUUUACUUUUAUAUUAUUAUUAUGCUGUAUCAAUAGCAAACAAACACAUGGUUACAGUUUUAAAGAAUCAAUUAGUGCUGGAAGGUCAUGAUAAACAGUUCUUACUUAAUAGAUUGAGUGCAUUUAUUAAACAACAACAAGAUCAGAACAAGUAUCAUCAAGAGCAAACAAAUGAGUUAGGUACAUUCUCAUAAUCAGUAUUAUGAAAGUCAAAAUAAUUUUUAUAUAAUAAUUUUUAAAAUGCACAGAUUUAAUAAGUGUUUUAUAUAAUCAUAUGUGAACUGUACAAAAGUUAUAGUAAUUUAACUAAUUUACAAUUACUUUUUAUAUGAUAAUAGAACUGUCCAUCUCAGUUUUUAAAAUAUACAUUGAGCUAUAUAAUGGUAUUCAAAAUACUUGGUCCAACUAUAUGGUUUUCAACUAAAAGAUAUCUAGGAAAGCUAUUAUAUUUAUUACAAAAUAUUUUUUCUUAAAUUUAUUCAGUUAUUGAAUUUGAAUAAUUAAACAAUUUUAAGUAAGUUACAAAAAUAAUACUUAAAAAUCAGGGUACAAAUUAAAAACCGUGCAAUAGUAGAAGUCACAGAUUGUUUACUAUGUAUAUCUAGUUUUAGUAACAGUAAGAAGGGCUAAGAUGCAUACACAGUAUAGUAAUAGUAGUGAUAAGGACUUCUUUCCUUUUUAGAGUUUUUAUAAAAUACAAGACAAAAUAAUGUGAUUGGUUUUUUUGUAGUAAUACAAAAUAUCACACACAAACUUACUUUUUAAUUUUAUAAAUAAGUAUUAGGGUGCUUUUGCUAAAAUGAAGUGAAGUGAUAUAUGAUGGACCUAUUUUUAGAUUAGCUGGGUAUUAGAAGUAUGAUGCAGUUGUAAAUAGGUUGUGUAGACUGAUCAGAAAAUUCUUAAUAAUAAGAAUACAUUUUAUAGUAAUUUAUUACUUACGUACCAAAGUAUUUAUUAACUAAAAAUGCUUUAAUUUAUAUGAAAAAUUUAUGUUUCUAUAAAUCUUAUUUUUGAUGAUUGUUUUUGUUUUUAAUUUUAUCAUAUUUUAGCAGUAAUUUUGUAAUAUUUAUUUUAUGUGUUUAAAUAUUUACUAUAUUUAAGAUUUCUUUUAAUAUAAACAUUUAUGAAUGUGUCUAAUUUUUUAA
Bombus huntii is the source of this 3714-nucleotide messenger RNA. Its product is annotated as transmembrane channel-like protein 7. Gene Ontology annotation, cellular component: plasma membrane. The record is from RefSeq and is a predicted model, not a curated record. The transcript is spliced from 4 exons. Lineage: Eukaryota; Metazoa; Arthropoda; Insecta; Hymenoptera; Apidae. Gene Ontology annotation, molecular function: mechanosensitive monoatomic ion channel activity. Bases 445 to 2763 code for a protein of 772 amino acids.